AUGGAGAAAAUAAUUUUUUCAGGAGGGGAACCAUUUCUACACAAGAGAGGUGAAUUUGUUGGGAAGCUGGUUCAGUUUUGUAAACAGGAGCUGAACUUGCCAAGUGACAGCAUUGUUAGCAAUGGCAGUAUGAGUAAAGAAAGAUGGUUUGAAUGCUUCUGUGAGGAAGUCAAUAAAUCCUAUUAUUAUUAUUUUUUUGAUUGGCCAUGGACAAAGGGGGAAAACCAUGUUGAAAAUCUUCAUAAAUUGAAAGAGUGGCAUGAACGGUAUGGUGUAGCAUUCAAGAUCAACUCCGUGAUUAACAGAUUUAAUAUGGAAGAAAAUAUGAAUGAUCAGAUUAAAGCUCUAAAUCUGGCCCGCUGGAUGGCAUUUCAGUGCCUUCUCAUUGAAGGAGAAAAUACAGGGGAAGAUGCUCUGAGAGAAGCAGGAAGAUUUGUCAUUAGAGAGGAAGAUUUUGAACAACUCCUUCAGUGCCAUAAAGAUAUCUCAUGCUUAGUGCCUCAAUCCAACCAAAAGCUAUGUGGUCCUAUAAUUUUCUUCUCUGUGAUUUUCCCCCAAAUGUGUUUUCUGAACUGUUCAAAUGGGCAGAAAGCUUUCCUGGAUGUGGGUGUAUAAGAUGCUAUAGGAUUCAGUGGAUUUGAUGAAAAGAUGUUUCUCAAGCGAGGAGGGAAAUAUAUCUGGAGCAAAGUAGAUAUGGCACUUGAAUGGUGA
Sceloporus undulatus (fence lizard) is the source of this 711-nucleotide messenger RNA. It is a transcript of the gene RSAD2, whose product is annotated as radical S-adenosyl methionine domain containing 2. Gene Ontology annotation, molecular function: 4 iron, 4 sulfur cluster binding. NCBI's taxonomy places the organism in Eukaryota, Metazoa, Chordata, Lepidosauria, Squamata, Phrynosomatidae. Gene Ontology annotation, cellular component: endoplasmic reticulum; mitochondrion. The record is from RefSeq and is a predicted model, not a curated record. Gene Ontology annotation, biological process: positive regulation of immune response; defense response to virus.